Molecule: messenger RNA, 4160 nt
Organism: Carassius carassius (crucian carp)
Lineage: Eukaryota; Metazoa; Chordata; Actinopteri; Cypriniformes; Cyprinidae
Product: importin subunit alpha-4
Exons: 17
Coding region: 80-1645 (521 amino acids)
Biological process (GO): NLS-bearing protein import into nucleus
Cellular component (GO): nucleoplasm; nucleus; cytoplasm
Molecular function (GO): protein binding; nuclear import signal receptor activity
Source: RefSeq, a predicted model, not a curated record
ACGAAUCGGACAGCGCUUCACCCCCCGCUCCACCCGUCGGUCGACUCGGGACUACAGACACACACAUACACACAGAGCCAUGGCCGAGAACGCCGGCUUGGAAAACCAUCGUAUUAAGAGCUUUAAAAACAAGGGGCGAGAUGUGGAGACGAUGCGAAGACAUCGCAAUGAAGUGACGGUAGAACUGAGAAAGAACAAAAGAGACGAGCAUCUCCUGAAGAAACGAAAUGUUCCACAGGAAGAGAGUCAGGAAGACUCUGAUGUGGACUCUGAUUUUAAAGGGCAAAAUGUAACGCUUGAUGCCAUCUUACAGAAUGCCACCAGUGACAAUGCAGUGGUGCAGCUCAGUGCAGUGCAAGCAGCCAGAAAAUUACUCUCAAGUGACAGAAAUCCCCCCAUAGACGACUUGAUAAAAUGUGGAAUCCUUCCAAUCUUAGUCAAAUGCCUGGAGAGGGAUGACAAUCCUUCAUUGCAGUUUGAAGCUGCCUGGGCUUUGACCAACAUUGCAUCAGGGACGUCUGCGCAGACUCAGGCAGUGGUCAAAUCCAAUGCUGUCCCAUUGUUUUUGAGACUUCUCCACUCUCCUCAUCAGAAUGUGUGUGAGCAGGCUGUGUGGGCACUGGGAAACAUCAUUGGUGAUGGGCCUCAGUGUCGAGAUUACGUUAUCUCACUCGGCGUGGUCAAACCUCUCUUGUCGUUUAUUAAUCCUUCCAUCCCCAUAACCUUCUUGAGAAACGUUACCUGGGUCAUUGUCAACCUGUGCCGAAACAAAGACCCACCCCCACCAAUGGAAACAGUGCAAGAGAUUCUUCCUGCCCUUUGUGUACUCAUAUAUCAUACAGAUAUAAAUAUUCUGGUAGACACAGUGUGGGCUCUGUCCUAUCUGACAGAUGGAGGUAACGAGCAGAUUCAGAUGGUAAUAGACUCAGGUGUCGUCCCCUUCCUUGUUCCACUGCUCAGCCACCAAGAGGUCAAAGUUCAGACUGCGGCGCUGAGAGCGGUGGGGAACAUUGUAACAGGGACGGAUGAGCAGACUCAGGUGGUGCUCAACUGUGAUGUCCUUUCUCACUUUCCCAACCUGCUCACACACCCCAAAGAGAAGAUCAACAAGGAGGCAGUGUGGUUCCUGUCCAAUAUAACAGCAGGUAACCAGCAGCAGGUACAGGCUGUAAUAGAUGCUGGGCUCAUACCCAUGAUCAUUCACCAGCUUGCCAAGGGUGAUUUUGGAACACAGAAGGAGGCAGCAUGGGCCAUUAGCAACUUGACAAUAAGUGGAAGAAAGGAUCAGGUGGAGUACUUAGUGCAGCAAAACGUGAUCCCACCCUUCUGCAACCUGCUGUCAGUGAAAGACUCUCAGGUGGUCCAGGUGGUUCUCGAUGGACUGAAAAACAUCCUCAUCAUGGCUGGGGAGGAAGCCAGCACAAUUGCUGAGAUCAUUGAAGAGUGUGGAGGAUUGGAAAAAAUCGAGAACCUACAGCAGCAUGAAAAUGAGGACAUCUAUAAACUUGCAUUUGAGAUCAUCGAUCAGUACUUUUCAGGAGACGAUAUUGAUGAGGACCCUAGCCUGAUUCCUGAGGCCACCCAGGGAGGCACAUUUAACUUUGAUCCAACCUCCAACCUACAAACCAAGGAGUUCAAGUUUUAGACAACCAGAGCUUUGAACUUAGGAAUGGUGGGUUUCCCAGCUGCUCCUCAACCCCUGCCACCUACUGACCCAUCAUCUACCAACCACUCACUAACCAGAAAAACCAACCAAUCACCAUGCUCCGAAAUGACACUCACUCAAACAGAAGAAACUAGCACUGAAGGAUCUGAGUCUCAACGCCACUCAAAAUACAGAUGGAUCUCAACAAUCUCAAGACGUUGAAGAAAAAAAAAGAACAAGAAUCAUUAUACUGCAGUUGCCAAAAAACAAAACAAGACAAAAAAAAAAACAAGGAUAUAUAUUUUGCUCUUUUUCACUCACUCACACACAUAGGUGAGCAUGAACAAUUAUAGAAACUUCUGUUGUUGUACCAGCCAUCAUAUCAGCCAAGGAAGAUGAAAGAAAGAGUUAUUCCUGAAAUAUAAAGGCAGGGAUUUUCUUUUGUUUCCAAGAAAUCCCUUCCCUCAAAAUGUUGCAUUUCUGGUAAUGAUCUUAGAGUCUCAGCCAGACACCCAACACGAUACGUCCAGCCUCGACUGUGUUAAGCCAUUUGGACCCCCUCCCUCAUUCAUCCGAAAUCUGUGAACUAGCCUGCAAUGGGUUAUUCCAUGGAAUAUUAUUCAAAUGUGGGAAGGGAGUGACUCUAAAUAUGUGGUGUGCAAACAAAACUUUAACUAUCGCAACCAAUUUUUGCUUUUUCUUCAUCCUCAAAUUAUGGAUAUUUACAAAACACUGAAGAUAAUGAAGGAAAAAGAAUCACGUCAGAUCAUCACACAAACUUGAAGAAAAUUUCAUUUAAGGCAUUCAAGCGCCCUCAUUUUCGAAGUUCCUCAGCGAUAGUGUAGUGGACAUUCAUUGUGCCGAUCUUUUUUUGGUUUGCAGUGGGACUGUCGGGCAUGUCAAAGGAGGAUCCUAUAUGAUUUGUCAAUUUGGCCAGGACUUUUAAAGGACCGCCCCAGCCUUUGGAAGUUCUUUUGAGAUAACCUUAACAGGUCUUUCUGCUUAAAAAGGGUGCUCUGGCAGCGCUUCUUAUUUUCUGGAUUCAUCUUCUCUACUUCUUGUCUGUAAGCAUAGUAAUAAGUUCAUCGGGAUAAUCCCAGUUGUAACCGUUUGGAGGAUAUUUUCACUAAAUCAGUGCAUUUCAUCACUUGGUAGUCAAAACCACAAGAAACUUUGCAACAGUGAUUGGAUAGUGAAUUCUUUUUUUGUUUUGAUCAGCGAAGCUUCCGCUUUUGCAGUUUUUCCAGUCUUACACGCACACUUUAAGUUUUCCCGUUUUAUUGCUUAAUGUAAGUGUAGAGCGAUGUUCGCUUAAUUUUGACUAUACAAGCAAUGGGGAAAGAAGAUCCAUGACAUUGUGGUUCUUUUUUUUUUUUUUUUUAAGUUGGUUUUUAAUCUAAUUUCACUUGCUACAAAACCUAAUUGUACCAACUAAAAUGAAAGUAUAUUUCUUGUUUAGGUAUAUAAUGCGAAGCUACCACACUUAGGUCCACUAGACAUUGUUGGGACGCUACAGAACAAUAAUAACAUUGUGAUUAUUGAUUUACAGCCAAUAGGGGUAAUUAUUUUAUUUUUUUCUUUGUUCAUUUUUGGUGUAACUUUCAUUUUGUAAUGGCAAAUUAUUGCCAUUAUUUGGAAAAUGGGCUUUCUUACUGUUAUGACUGGAUGUUUUUUUCUUCUUUUUUCCCCUGUGCAUUAACUUGUAAAGGGAUGUAUGGGGGACAAAACUGCAUUUGAACUAAAGUAGUUAUGUUUGGGCCGCAAACUGCUGAAAAAGACAGUAAGAAAGCUGAAGGCAGCCCUGAUCAUUUUUGAAUUAGCCAUAGUUGUUGAACAAAAAGAAAAAACUGGUUUGAAAUUCAUGAACUUAUCUAGGCAACUAGAAAACGAGCCACUUUAAAGAAGUUUUGUCUUGUAUCAGAAAUGGAUACAAGCUUAUUGCUUGUUGCAAGAUUUUUACUUGCUAAAGAAAAAAACUAUCUAAAAAGCGACAGAUCGCAUUUUGGCCUCUGAUUGUUUGUAUGUUUUUAUAAAUUUUAGAACUGAAUUUCUCUUUAAGGUGGCUCAUCAGUAUUUUUUUUUUCAACUCUUGUGCAUAUUAAAGAUAAAGAAUGAGUUGAAAUUCAUUGUGCCUUUUGUUUUUCAUUUCAAAGUAACUAAAAAAAGGUUCAUAAUGCCUACCACGUUGCAUUGGAGCUGCUUCUAAUAUGGGGUCUUUUGGGUGUUAUGUCUGCCUAUCUCUGGACUUUACAAUGAGACGUUCACUGGAGUAGAGUUUAUCUACUUAAAUUCUUCUCUAGUCUGCUGGCUGACUUGUAAUUGAUCCCCUUAACUUCCAUUUUGCUCCCUUCUCAUUCUUUUCAUGUGGAUCACAAUUACCCACAAUUCUCAACCUAUCCACUCCCCCUUUCUCACCUCCACCUUUCUAUGGCAACACAUCUUUCACUCAUCACUCCCAAAGGACGUGCUUUAUGUAUCAAUGAACCUAACCAAAAUAAACUUGCUGUUAGCCAUC